This is a messenger RNA of Oncorhynchus gorbuscha (pink salmon), 4607 nucleotides long. RefSeq names its product sodium-dependent serotonin transporter-like. The coding region runs from base 646 to 2580 and encodes 644 amino acids. Lineage: Eukaryota; Metazoa; Chordata; Actinopteri; Salmoniformes; Salmonidae. Gene Ontology annotation, molecular function: serotonin:sodium:chloride symporter activity; serotonin binding. The record is from RefSeq and is a predicted model, not a curated record. Gene Ontology annotation, biological process: serotonin uptake; sodium ion transmembrane transport. The transcript is spliced from 14 exons. Gene Ontology annotation, cellular component: neuron projection; membrane.
CUAACCUGGAGACUUCACCCUGACACAAGGGGCUUCAUUGCACAGACACACAGUGUAUGACACAGUCUUAUGCAGGUGGUUGUAAGAGGAGUCAGGGAUAGCUCCACUGCCACUCUUUCCCCCUUCAGAAAUAUGCGUCUUGGAUUUAGGAGCAAGAGGAGCAAGAGAUCCCUGCACUGGCAAAAUCUGUGUGUGUGUCUAAUCAAGGCAAAGUAGAAUGUGGCCUUGGGUAAAACCAGCUCUGUCCAGUGUGUAUCUGUGCCCUGCCGCCUCCUGGAUGCUGAGUCGGGACUUGGAGUGAGCUGGAUGCCUAUGGACAGCAGAGCUGGUCGCUGGUCCCAGCAGCAUCCCACUUCACCCCAGUCUGGUACCGGUUGUGUCCGCGCUGGCGUUUGGCACAAAAGGUGGUGGUGCCAGAGGCAAGGAGUCCCACCUGGCCCAGUCACACCUGCUCUCUCUCUCUCUCUCUCUCUCUCUCUCUCUCUCUCUCUCUCUCUCUCUCUCUCUCUCUCUCUCUCUCUCUCUCUCUCUCUCUCUCUCUCUAUGCUACCCCUCAUCCCCUGAUGGGCACCUCAUCACACCGUGCCAAAAAGUCCACCGUCUCUGCUAACAACCACACCACGCCCCUAACCACCGGCCAUCGCCAUGGAGAUGACGCAGUCAAUGGUGAUGGACAGAGAGAACGGAGGGGGAGAGAAAGAGAAAGGGGAGGAGUCAUCGCCGGAGAACGGCAGACUCAUGCUGGCUGACGGAGGGGUGGCAGAGAAGGGGGACCCCAAAGUGAACUCUGGUGGGGUGUCAGGAGGGGUGUCCAACGGUUACCCCACGUCCACAGCGCAGAGCCCAAAGGAGGGAGCGGGAGGUGUACCCACAGGGGCCCCCAGGACUCUAGUGGUCCAGCAGACCAGUCUGGACCGGCCACGGGAGACCUGGAGCAAGAAGAUGGACUUUCUGUUGUCUGUGAUUGGCUACGCCGUGGACCUGGGAAAUGUGUGGCGCUUCCCCUACAUCUGCUACCAAAACGGCGGAGGUGCCUUCCUGCUGCCCUACAUGUUGAUGGCGGUAUUCGGCGGCGUGCCUCUGUUCUACAUGGAGCUGGCACUGGGGCAGUUCCACCGCAGCGGCUGCAUCUCCAUCUGGAAACACAUCUGUCCCAUCUUCAAGGGUGUGGGCUUCGCCAUCUGCAUCAUAGCGCUGUACAUUGCGUUCUACUACAACACCAUCAUGGCGUGGGCCCUGUACUACCUGCUGGCGUCGUUCCGGCCCACCCUGCCCUGGACCACGUGCUCCAACCCCUGGAACACGGUCAACUGUCUCCGCUACCUGUCCACCGACAGCAACGUCACCUGGACCAACACGUCCACCUCGCCCGCCGAGGAGUUCUAUACGCGUCAGGUACUGCAGGUACACCUGUCUCCAGGUCUGCACCAGCUAGGCAGUGUGAGUUGGCAGCUGGCUCUCUGCCUCCUGUUCAUCUUCACCAUCGUCUACUUCAGCAUCUGGAAGGGAGUCAAGACCUCUGGCAAGGUGGUGUGGGUGACAGCCACCUUCCCCUACCUUGUCUUGCUGGUGCUGCUCGUUCGUGGGGCCACUCUGCCCGGGGCCUGGAGGGGCGUGGUCUUCUACCUCAAACCUGAUUGGGGGAAACUACUCAGCACCACAGUAUGGAUUGAUGCUGCAGCUCAGAUCUUCUUCUCUCUGGGGCCAGGUUUUGGGGUGCUCCUGGCCUUUGCCAGCUACAACCCCUUUCACAACAACUGCUACAAGGAUGCGUUGGUGACCAGCUCGGUGAACUGCCUGACCAGUUUCCUCUCUGGGUUUGUCAUCUUUACCGUGCUCGGCUACAUGGCUGAGAUGCGCAAAAUAGGCGUGGAGACCGUAGCCAAGGAUGCUGGUCCCAGUCUGCUGUUCAUCAUCUAUGCUGAAGCCAUCGCCAACAUGCCCGCUGCCACCUUCUUCGCCAUCAUCUUCUUCCUCAUGAUCAUCAUGCUGGGGCUGGACAGCACGUUUGCCGGUCUGGAGGGGGUGAUCACAGCCAUGCUGGAUGAGUUCCCCCAAUUGUUGUCUAGGAGGAGGGAGUUGUUUGUCCUGGGUCUGGUGUGUGUCUGCUACCUGGGAGCGCUCUCCACCCUCACCUACGGAGGUGCGUUUGUGGUGAAACUGUUUGAGGAGUACGCCACAGGACCUGCUGUCAUCACCGUGGUCUUCCUAGAAGUCAUCGCUGUUUCCUGGUUCUACGGCACCAGUCGUUUCUGCGCUGAUGUCAAUAUGAUGCUGGGCUUCUCCCCUGGACUAUUCUGGAGGGUGUGCUGGGUAGCCAUCUGCCCCAUCUUCCUACUGUUCAUCAUUGUCAGUUUCCUGGCGUUCCCCCCGGAGGUCAAGUUGUUUGACUACAUCUACCCACCCUGGACCACAGUUCUGGGCUACUGCAUCGGGGUGUCCUCCUUCAUCUGUGUACCAGCCUACAUGGUGUACCACCUGCUCACUGCCAAAGGGACCUUUAAACAGCGUCUCCUGAAUGGCAUCACCCCUGUACCCAGUGGGCCUCACAGUGACAUUAUCAUCACCCACGCGGUCUGACCCAGUGGUCUGACCAGGCCGACUACACCACCCCCUGCUGGACAUAGAGCACAACUGCAGGACGGGGAGGGUUCACCCCCCCACACUUCUCCUCCAGAACCCCCACAGCAGACUGCCGAAGCACAGAGGCACCCUGUUCAUCCCACUUACCCCAGGGCUGAGGUGGGGGCGCUGGGCCACACUGUCUGCAGCAUCCCACACCCCUCCUCCGUCGUCUCCCUCCUGGCUCAUUCUGUUAGCGUCUAAUGUCGUCACUGGUUUCAUACUGGGCCACGCUGGUCAGAGCAUUUCAACCAGACAGAGGGUUUUUAGAUGCCACAGCACAAUGGCAUGUGUACUGUUAUUGAAGCGUAAUGUUGCCUUUCAAGUCUAUACCUGUCCAUUACAAUUGGAAUCCAUCCACACAGUAUGAGGCAUAAACAUACACGCUUCCUUGUCUCUGAUCUGUCAGGUCCACGAAACAAUGUUUAUAUCACGAGCAAACAUCUCAUCUCACGGCUUCGUUCGACGUUAUAUCCUUGUUUCAUGAGUUCUGCUUUCAGAUGUUUAGCUGGGCAUUGAUUGCAAAAUGCAGGUUUCUUUUUUAAGCUUCUCGAUGAAACCAAAUAUUCCAUGGAUAUUUCUACAGGUAUUUCCAGAUGUGAGCUGUUGUCCUGCUUUAGGAUGACUUGGUGGGAGCUUGUCAGUGUUUCUGAACGGGAUGGCUGAACCUAUGAAGGGCCUUGAUGAUGAGUGUCAGAGCGUCUCCACACGGUGAAGCGCUGUAUGUUGGUGUAGUAUGACGUAGCCAAGAUGUUGGGGGACAUAGAGACCAGUUCAGAAGAGAAAACAGGGCUUUGUCCAGUUAUGUAGGGGGAUUCUUUAGCUGCAGUAUGGAAGGCUCUGGUGCGCGUCAGCAGGCCCUGUGCAGAUCAGAAGGAGGGGGGUUAUAUUAUCUCAAUAUAAGAUGUAUAUUCUUUUGAAAUAAUUAUUAUUGCUAUCAAAUAUAUACGCUCAUGUGUUUGUUUAUCUCAUUUACUAUAAACGGACAUGCUGAUUUUAGUUUGAUUUAGUUUCUUAAUAUGUGAAACACCAUUUCCACGCGAACUGCCUAGAUCGGGAACCCAGUAUUGAACACAACUAUGUUCAUCUCCUUCAUCUCCGUCUCUCAGUCUUCAAGGAUGUGUCUGAAGACAGGUAUCGGCCUUUACUUUCGACCAAAUAGUCUGUUGUGUGUUGGAAUGGGAGUCGUAGUAUGACGUGUGUAUUAAGUGAGUCUUGGUGUCGGUGUGUGUCUCUUUGUUCUGUGAAUACUUGUCUACUCUCUUGAAUGGAUUAUGUUUGUGUGUGCAUCAGACCAGGGUGCAAAUACUAUAGGGAAUCUUUCAAGUACUUUGUGUUUUCUUUGCCUAGUGCCAGAUGGGCGGGGUUUGUUUUAGCCUGCCUCGUGCCAGAUGGGCGGGGUUUGUUUUAGCCUGCCUCGUGCCAGAUGGGCGGGGUUUGUUUUAGCCUGCCUCGUGCCAGAUGGGCUGGGUUUGUUUUAGCCUGCCUCGUGCCAGAUGGGCGGAGUUUGUUUUAGCCUGCCUCGUGCCAGAUGGGCGGGGUUUGUUUUAGCCUGCCUCGUGCCAGAUGGGCGGGGUUUGUUUUAGCCUGCCUCGUGCCAGAUGGGCGGGGUUUGCAGGAUUGCGACUGUUCUAUCGGUUCCGUUGAACCAGGCAAGCUCAAUCAAAUCUGAAGUAUUUGAAACGAUUUCAUAAUAGUAUUUUAACUGGGGAUUUGUGUACGUGUGUCUAAGCGUGCAUACCUUGCGAGGGUGCAUACAUGAGUGUGCGUGUAUACACGUGUGUGUGUGUGUGUCAGCGUGCAUGUGUGUGUACAUUAUGAACUGAAGUAGCAGUGUCAUACUCUGUCAACUUUGUCAGUGUGUGUAACCUGUGUGUGUGUAACCUGUGUGUGUGUAACCUGUGUGUGCAUGCCAGUGUGUGUAACCUGUGUGUUCAUGCCAGUGUGUGUAACCUGUGUGUUCAUGCCAGUGUGUGUAACCUGUG